Molecule: messenger RNA, 2528 nt
Organism: Python bivittatus (Burmese python)
Lineage: Eukaryota; Metazoa; Chordata; Lepidosauria; Squamata; Pythonidae
Source: RefSeq, a predicted model, not a curated record
AUGAGCAGGAAGCCAGUAGUCAUAAGUGCUGCUCAGUUCAUAGACAACUGGUCUGAAGAGUACGGAGGCCACUGUACUGAUUAUGUCCAGCUGGCCUUUAUCACUUCUUGCCUGUCUAUUUUUGUGGGAGGUAUCAUUAUCAUCUUGAUGGUCAGGGUAAUCAAAUACAUAUCAGGUUGCUGCUUCCUUAGAUAUUCCAUUCGAUUUCAGCUGUUUACCAGUAAAAUGCCCUUGCUGAGGUUCUGGAAAGGACGGUUUCAAGACGUGGUGUUAACAAUGAUCUCAGCCCAGACUUCUGUAGGCCGUAUUCUGGUACUACUGGUGUUCCUGUUUAGUAUUGGGUCGCUCAUAAUUUACUUCAUCAACUGUUACAGUGUUCAACAGUUUUGCCUCUCCUUUGAAGACCAAACAAUUGUGAUCGAUCUGUUCUUUAAUUUAUUUUUCCUCUUUUACUUUGGAUUGCGGUUUUUGGCAGCAAGUGACAAGCUAAUGUUCUGGGUGGAACUUAAUUCCAUUGUGGAUUUCUUCACCAUAACUCCAGUCUGUAUGGCCUUCUAUUUAGGAAGAAAUUGGCUUGGCUUACGCUUCUUAAAAGCACUGAGAUUGAUGGAACUUCCCAAAAUAUUACAGUUCCUCCAAAUCACCACUAGUGGUACUGCAAUCAAACUGUCCAAACUACUAGCUGUAUUUCUCAGUACCUGGCUCACCGCUGCAGGAUUUCUUCACUGGAUGGAGAAUUCUGGAGAUCCCUGGGUACAUCCAAGAAAUUAUCAAAGCUUGACUUACUUUGAAUGCUUAUAUCUGAUCAUGGUAACUAUGUCUACAGUUGGAUAUGGAGAUGUAGUGGUCAAAACCACCUUAGGACGUGUGUUCAUACUUUUCUUCAUUGUUGGCGGUCUGAUCCUUUUUGCAAAUUUGGUGCCUGAAAUAGCAGAUAUUGUUGGAAGUAGAAGGCUCUACACGGGUUCCUAUGUAUUUGUGAAAGGCAGAAAGUUUAUUGUUGUUUGUGGCAAUAUCACUCUGACUAGUGUAACUGCUUUCUUAAGUGACUUCCUAGCUCAGGACAGAGGAGAAAUUGCAACUGAGAUUAUCUUUCUAGGAGAAAAUCCCCCUUCCCUGGAACUGGAAACUGUAUUCAAAUGUUACGCUGCGUAUACCACUUUCUUCCAAGGUUCUAUCAUGAAUAGUAAGGAUCUUCUGAGAGUUAAUAUGGGUAGUGCUGAAGCGUGCCUCAUUUUAGCUGAUAUAUGUUCUGUCCAUCCUUAUAUGGAGGAUACCUCCAACAUCAUGAGGGUGCUGUCUAUCAAGAAUCAUUUUCCAAAUACCAGAGUUAUAAUACAAAUCAUCCAGUCUUCUAAUAAGGUUUACUUGCCAAAGCUCCCUGGAUGGGACUGGAGAAAAGGAGAUAGUAUCAUCUGCUUUGCUGAGCUCAAACUUGGGUUAAUAGCCCAGAGUUGUGUGGUUCCAGGUUUGACCACAUUGUUGACCAGUCUAUUCAUUAGAGAAGAUAUCCAGGUACAGAAUAUGGAUUUUUUGAUUAAGUACCAGCAUGAAAUAGAAGGCCAAAACUAUAAAGUGAUGACUCAGCUUCUUUCCAAUGAUUUUGUUGGCAUGUCCUUCAAAGAAGUUUGCCGAUUGUGCUUUCUGAAGCUGGAUCUCAUACUUCUUGCUAUUGAGUUUCGAUCUGGCAAUCAAGGAAACAGCAUCCUGAUCAACCCAUCUUCCAUAAUUAAAAUGCAUCACAACACAAUGGGCUUUUUCAUUGCUGCAUCUGUCCAGGAACUCAGAAGAGCUUAUUAUUAUUGUACACAAUGCCACAGUGGGAUUACCAAUCCAGAGCUCAUUGUGAAGUGUCAUUGCAAAGGGAAAAGUGUGAAAAAACCAGUCCUAGAUUCUGGGAAGAAAACAAUCAUACAUAGUGAUAUGAGCAGUUCAGAUGAACAGAUAGCGCAUUCACGGUCCCUUGGGAUCCUCUCCUUCCUGGAUUUUUACUCAAGCAGUAGCAGACAUGCAGAAGAAGAAGAAGAAGAAGGAGCCAGUCAUAUCUCACUGGAUGCUACAGGGAUGUUUCACUGGUGUGAAGCUGUGACUUUUGAAAAGGCCCUCUUGAAAUCCAAAAGGAAGUUAUUUGGUGAAUUGCGUGAUCAUAUUGUAGUCUGUGUUUUUGGAGAUGCCACCUCAACCAUGAUUGGACUACGCAACUUUGUGAUGCCGCUGCGAGCUAGCAACUUUGCAUUCAGUGAGCUGAAGGACAUUGUCUUCGUUGGGAAUCUUGAAUACCUCCAGCGGGAAUGGGAAUUCAUCCAGAAUUUUCCAAAACUUCACUUACUGAAGGGCAGUGCAUUAUCUUGUGCAGAUCUGAAGGCAGCUGGCAUCAAGUAUUGCAGCAUGUGUGCUGUUCUGUCAGCCAAUGCCACAGAUGCUGGUAAUCAAACACUAGUGGAUACCAAAUCUAUCUUGGCUACUCUGAAUAUACGUUUCUUGCAGUUCAAGCAAACUCCAUCAACAGAACACGAUAGAAGGAGAAG